AGAAAAAACAUAGCAAACUUAAGCUAAAAAUUAGGAGCUACCCCACAAAGUUUUCUCCUAAAAACUAGAUAACAAAAACCACGUUAAACUACUUCCUAAGGACUAGGACAAACCUAAAAAUUAGGAGGUUUAUUUACUAACAAGUAUUUAUACCUCCAAUUUUGAAUGUAUUGUUUCCGAGGAAAAUGCUACUCGGACAAAAUCUAUAUCAAGACAUCCUAGUUAUUCUAGAUAAAUGCAAGAGUCUUGCUCUACUCAAGCAAUUGCAAGGCCAUCUCAUUACCACUGGUCAUGGCCAAACGCAGCUUUAUGCGUUCAAGCUUGUUCGUUUCUGCACCAUCACUCUCUCAAACCUCCAUUAUGCUCGUUUAAUCUUCAAUUACCUUAAUUUUCCCAAUGUUUACCUUUAUACUGCGAUGAUUACUGCUUACACUUCCGUUCAAGAUCAUACAUCAUCUCUUUUGUUAUACCGUGAAAUGGUUCGUAAUGGCUUGUCAAGGCCUAACCAUUUUGUAUUCCCUAUAAUCUUAAAGUCUUUCCCUGAAGUUAUAAAGUUUUAUGGGAUUGAAAUGGCGCAUACCCAUAUUGACAAAAUGGGUUUUGGAAAAUACCCUGUUGUUCAGACAGCUCUAUUGGAUGCUUAUUCAAGGUCUUCGUCUGAUAUUAAAGUUGCACGGCAACUGUUUGAUGAAAUUACUGACAGGAAUGUGGUUUCAUGGACUGCGAUGAUAUCGGGAUAUACUAGAGUUGGGCAAAUGGGUGAUGCUAUUUUGCUUUUUGAAGAAACUCCUCGGUGCGUAAGAGACACUCCCUCUUGGAAUUCCAUAAUUGCGGGGUGUACACAAAAUGGGCUGUUUUCUGAGGCCAUUUCAUUUUUAAGAAGAAUGAUAGUUGAGAACGGUAUCGUUCAAUCGAAUAAGCCUAAUGAUGUUACAUUUGCGUGUGUACUUGCUGCUUGUGGGCAUACCGGAAUGCUUCAGCUCGGAAAAUGCAUUCAUGGGUAUGUGUAUCGGAAUAGUGUUCAUUUGAAUUCGCUUACUUUGAAUGCUCUCAUUGAUAUGUAUGGAAAAUGCGGGAGCUUGAAAGAAGCAAGAUAUUUUUUUGAUAAGGCUAAUAGGGGGAGUUUGACAUGUUGUAAUUCUAUGAUCAAUUGUUUGGCCCUUGAAGGUCACUGGGAAGGUGCUAUUGGAGUUUUCAAAGAAAUGUUGCAACAUGGCGAUGAUUUAAAACCUGAUUCAGUGACUUUUAUUGGCUUGUUGAAUGCUUGUACUCAUGGAGGGUUGGUUCAAGAGGGGCUUAGUUAUUAUGACUUAAUGACUAGGGUAUACGGAAUUACCCCUGAAAUUGAGCAUUAUGGGUGUUUAGUUGAUCUUCUUGGUCGAGCAGGUCGGUUUGAGGAAAUUAUGGAAAUUGUUAGAAAGAUGCACAUAGCUCCCGAUGCAGUUAUAUGGGGUACCUUGCUUAACGGCUGCAAAAUUCAUGGGCGUAUUGACUUGGCUGAAUAUGCACUGAAAAACUUGAUUCGAAUUGAUCCAAAUAAUGGUAGUUAUUACUCUAUGCUGGCUAAUUUAUAUGGGGAGUUGGGGAAGUGGGAAGAGGUUCGAAAAAUAAGGAAGAUCCUAAAUCAGCAGAAUGCUUAUAAAGCUCGUGGUUGCAGUUGGAUUGAGCUUGAUAGCCAAGUUCAUCAGUUCUAUUCAGUAGACAAAUCUCACCCCAGAGUGGAAGAGAUAUACUCAAUUUUGGAAUGUUUGGUCGAUGCGCAUUAGUAUGUACCUUGCUGGCUUUAAUGUUUGGUUGAUGCGCAUUAUUAUGUACCUUGCUGCUUUAUUCUUUCCUAAGAAAUUCUCAUUCUGUAAUGACCCGACCGGUCGUUUCGUGUAUUGUAGCCCCGAUCUCCUAAUUAUCA
Molecule: messenger RNA, 1906 nt
Organism: Nicotiana attenuata
Lineage: Eukaryota; Viridiplantae; Streptophyta; Magnoliopsida; Solanales; Solanaceae
Product: pentatricopeptide repeat-containing protein At1g33350
Exons: 1
Coding region: 186-1766 (526 amino acids)
Biological process (GO): RNA modification
Molecular function (GO): protein binding; RNA binding
Source: RefSeq, a predicted model, not a curated record